Messenger RNA from Tuber aestivum (summer truffle), 1535 nucleotides. NCBI's taxonomy places the organism in Eukaryota, Fungi, Ascomycota, Pezizomycetes, Pezizales, Tuberaceae. The record is from the annotation of a GenBank genome assembly.
GCGAAAGGGAGCAAGGGAGGAGUGCAGUACACUGGGGAUUGAAGAUGGUACCUGCACUCCUAUUGUCGGUCAGGGAGCACCUGCUGAGCCAUUUGCCGGAUUACCUGCUUGUAGCAGCACUACUAUCUAGUGUUGUGUUUUUGGCAUUGAGGCGGAGGAGAACUUGGAGGAGUGAUGUGUCUAUUCGACGUUCCUCGAUUGAGAAGGGGCCAGCGAGGGAACCUGGUGGUAUGCUGAUGCUACUUCAUCUUCUUCCCCUAACGUGAAGGCAAUUAUCUGACGAACAUAACAAUUCUCUAGUCUGGAUACCACUGGACUUUAAAUCCCCCGCCCCGCCACCAUACCCAGACUGGGACAUCAAUACGACAAAACCUCUCCCAUAUCGCCCCUUCCGUUAUGGUCCAAAGUACCCUCCCUCUCCCUCUUCCUCUCCCCCCCCUCCCGUAUUAACCUCGUGCAAAGAUACAACAUAACGAUGGGCCUCCGCAAAAUGCCCUUCGAAGAAUGGAUAGAACUAGACAACCAAUUCCCAACCUACCACUCCAUCAGGGCCUCCCGAAUCCUCUCUCGGGGCGCUCAAGCCAGCACCACAAAUACAGCAGCCUACGACGCUGCCAUGGAGCUCCUCGAGCUCCUCGUCGACUACCUCCCCGCGCGCUACCCCUCCCUCUACACCCGCACGGGGGCCGGCAUGCACAACACGCACACUGGUGAAACCUUCGACAUCACCGUGAUACCCCUCGGCGAAGACCCCAUGCAGAUGGCGGCUAGGAUGGUGCAGGACGAUCUUGCCAUCAUGAUGGAGGGGAAGGACGGGCAGUACUAUUUGCAAGCGGGGAGUAUCCUCCUCGCGGGCUUUUGGCGACUGGGGGAUAAAUUGGGGAUGCCGUUGGAUGAGAUACACACCAGUGGUGAUGUACCAGGUUAUAGGGAGAAGCUGGCGAAGGGGAUGAAUAGUUUUUUCUCGAGGGUUAUGCCGGGAGGGCCUGUUGUUAGAAAUAAUGUAUGCUUUCCCUCCAUCAGUAUCAGUAUCAGGGAUAGGAGGGAGGGGGAGGGGAGGGGGGACUAAUGCGGAAUCGGUAGUAUUUUAUGCAAGCGGACGACUGCCUUGCCUGGUCUCACAGCAUCGGCCCUGAAGACGGUGGACGGAUCGGGUGGCACACAAGUGGGGCCAACAAGGGCAUCGAGCAUUACCAUUUCAGGUCCGAAAGGCAGACAUUGAGGAGGUUACCGAGGAGUGGGGGGGUGGUGAGAAUCCACUUCGGCUCUUUUCUCCCGCUAUGCUGACUGGGGGGACGGGAAAUGGUCAGGUAUUCACGAUACGUACAUACUUCCUUCCUAUCACUGAAAUGGCCAAGGAACCGUACGUCCCCGGCCGAUUGGCUUCCGCGAUACGCAGUUGGGGCGACGACGUCGCAAAGUAUAAAGGUCGGGAUCGCUGGCAGGACGUACUCCUGGCCUACCUGGACAAGGAGCACGAACGGCAGAUGGCCGAGGGACUGGAACCUGAGAAGGAGGAAUAUGUAUAUCCUUAC